Staurois parvus is the source of this 325-nucleotide messenger RNA. NCBI's taxonomy places the organism in Eukaryota, Metazoa, Chordata, Amphibia, Anura, Ranidae. The record is from the annotation of a GenBank genome assembly.
CACUGACAGGCACUGAUAGGCGGCACUGAUUGGCAGCACUGAUAGGUGGCACUGACUGGCACUGAUGGGUGACACUGAAAGGCAGCUCAGAUGGGCACUGAUAUGUGGCAUUGAUGUGGCACUGAUGGGCACUGUCAGGUGGCAUGGAUGAGCACUGAGAGCUGGCACUGAUGGACACUGACAGGUGGCGCUGCUGGGGCUACACAGAUCAUCAGUGCACACUGAUCACAAGUGCUCUGAUGAUCUCUGUCAGUGUGACAGCUUGUGGGGAGAGAAAUGCCGAUAACCGACAUUUCCCUGUUUACAUGUGAUCAGCUGUGAUUGG